Penicillium salamii is the source of this 933-nucleotide messenger RNA. The record is from the annotation of a GenBank genome assembly. Lineage: Eukaryota; Fungi; Ascomycota; Eurotiomycetes; Eurotiales; Aspergillaceae.
AUGGUCGGCUUCGAUAUGCGCGGUUUGACCCCAGCUCCGGUCACCCCCUUCACUGAAGAUGGGGCUGUGGACUAUGAAGCUAUCCAGCGACUUGGAUCUUGGCUCGGUGGUAUCGACGGAGUGAAAGGUCUCGUGGUCCUUGGUCACGCUGGCGAGGGUACCUUCCUCACCGUUGACGAGCAAGUCUCCGUCAUCAAGGCGUUUGUCAGAUCAGUGGACAACAAAGUGCCCAUCAUCGCCGGAAUUACCGGUGAAGGUACGGAAGUGGCUGCCCUGGAGGCUAAGCGUGCUAAGGAAGCCGGUGCAGCCGCUGGCCUCCUCUACCCUUCCCACGGCUGGCUGCGCUUCGGAUACCAGCCUGGUGCGCCUCAGGAUCGGUACCGCCGAGUCUACGAGGUCUCCGGUCUCCCAUUGAUUCUUUUCCAAUACCCCGAUAACACAAAGGCUACCUACAACCUCCAAACCAUGCUUGACAUCGCCGCCCAACCCGGCUGCUUUGCCAUGAAGAAUGGCGUGCGCAACAUGCGCCGAUGGGACACCGAAAUCCCAGUCAUUCGCGAGCAGCGACCAGACCUCCAGAUCCUUUCCUGCCACGAUGAAUACCUUCUGCACACCUCAUUCGAUAUUGACGGGUUCUUGGUCGGAUAUGGCAACAUUGCACCGGAGCCUCUGAUCGAACUUAUCAAGGCCGGCAAAGCCAAAGAUUACCAGAAGGCUCGGUCUAUCCAUGAUCAACUCCUACCGGUUACUAAGAGUGUCUAUCACCGUGGAUCUCAUAUGGAGGGCACUGUGGCGCUUAAGCAUGCGCUCGUUGCCCGGGGAAUCCUGACCCAUGCAACUGUGCGCCCCCCUCUCUUGCCGCUGGAGGACGGUGCGGAACAGGAAAUUCACGCUGCUGUUAAUGCUGCAUCUCUCUGCAAGAUUGUUCUGUAG